CGGAGCCCGGACCUUUUCUCUUUCCCCGGAAGGAGAGGGAGCGCGGCUGGGCGCGCAAGGUGGGGAGGUGCGGCGCUGGGCGUGGGAAGGCGGGGCGCGCGGAAGCACCCCUCCCUCCCGGCCUCCUUGCGGUCUACCAGUCUGCCAGCCCAGAUCCGUCACCCAGCCGGGAUCGAAGUCGACCGUGCGGCCAAGGGGGCGCGGCCGGGACGAGCAGCGGGGCAGGGUGUCCGGGGUGGGGGCGCGGCGACCAGACGCCGGGCUGGCCGGAGAACAGACCCGCGGACCUCGGAGCGCACCUGAGAGCGCGGACCCGGAGCGGAUGUGAAACCGAUCAGCGCUGCGGGGCUGAAGGACGCGGCGGGCCGAGGGUUUUGCGGUGGUGCGCGGGCAGGUGAACAGGUCCGCACGCCCAGCUCCGCGUCCGCACGCGCUCUCGCCCGGGUGCCCGCUCCCGCUCGCCUCCAUGGGACCCAGCCCCCGCCUCGCCACCCCUGUCCUGCGCCCGACGCUCUGCGCGCUCGCCUUGAUUGUGGCCGCCGGCGGUCGCGUCGCCUCCGCCUUCAACCUGGACACCCGAUUCCUGGUGGUGAAGGAGGCCGGGAACCCGGGCAGCCUCUUCGGCUACUCGGUCGCCCUCCAUCGGCAGACGGAGCCGCAGCAGCGCAACCUGCUCCUGGUUGGUGCUCCCCGUGACCUCGCCAUGUCUGAUGGCUAUACCAACCGGACCGGUGCUGUGUACCUGUGCCCACUCAGUGACCGCAAGGACGACUGUGAGAGGAUGGACAUCACAGAGAAAAGUGACCCUGACCAUCACAAAAUUGAGGACAUGUGGCUUGGGGUGACUGUGGCCAGCCAGGGCCCUGCAGGCAGAGUCCUGGUCUGUGCCCACCGCUACACCCAGGUGCUGUGGUCGGGGUCGGAGGAGCAGUGGCGCAUGGUGGGCAAGUGCUACGUGCGGGGCAACAACCUGAAGCUGGACCACACUGACGACUGGCAAACCUACCACAACGAGAUGUGCAACAGCAACACCGACUACCUGGACACGGGCAUGUGCCAGCUGGGCACCAGCGGCGGCUUCACCAAGAACACUGUGUACUUCGGCGCUCCCGGUGCCUACAACUGGAAAGGAAACAGCUACAUGAUUCAGCGAAAGGAGUGGGAUUUAUCCGAAUACAGUUACAAGGACCAGGAGGACCAAGGAAACCUCUAUAUUGGGUACACGGUGCAGGUGGGCAGUGCCAUCCUGCACCCUACAGACAUCACCAUUGUGACGGGUGCCCCGCGGCACCGACAUAUGGGUGCUGUCUUCUUGCUGAGCCAGGAGGUAGGCGGAGACCUGCGGAGGAGGCAGGUGCUGGAGGGCACACAGGUGGGCUCCUAUUUUGGCAGCGCCAUUGCCCUGGCAGACCUGAACAAUGAUGGGUGGCAGGAUCUCCUGGUGGGUGCCCCCUACUACUUUGAGCAGAAGGAAGAGGUAGGGGGUGCCGUCUAUGUCUUCAUGAACCAGGCAGGCACCUCCUUCCCGGCCCACCCCUCCCUCCUCCUUCACGGCCCCAGUGGCUCCGCCUUUGGCUUCUCUGUGGCCAGCAUUGAUGACAUCAACAAGGACGGAUUCCAAGACAUUGCUGUGGGAGCUCCGUUUGAGGGCUUGGGCACGGUAUACAUCUACCACAGCAGCUCCAGGGGGCUCCUGCAACAGCCCCAGCAGGUCAUCCACGGAGAGCAGCUGGGACUCCCUGGCCUGGCCUCCUUCGGCUACUCCCUGAGCGGGAAGAUGGAUGUGGAUGAGAACUUCUACCCAGACCUGCUCGUGGGGAGCCUGUCGGACCGCGUCGUGCUGCUGCGGGCCAGGCCCGUCAUCAACAUCCUCCACAGGACCUUGGUGGCCAGGCCAUCCGUGCUGGACCCCGCGCUCUGCACAGCCGCCUCCUGUGUGCAGGUGGAGCUGUGCUUUGCAUACAACCAGAGUGCCGGGAACCCCAACUACAGGAGAAACAUCACCCUGGCCUACACGUUGGAGGCAGACCGGGACCGCCGCCCACCCCGGCUUCGCUUUGCGCAGAGCCAGUCGGCUGUCCUCCACGGCUUCUUCUCCAUGCCCGAGCGGCGCUGCCAGAACCUAGAGCUGCUCCUGAUGGACAACAUCCGCGACAAACUCCGCCCCAUCGUCAUCUCCAUGAACUACUCGUUACCUUUGCGUUUGCCCGACCACCCCCGGCUGGGCUUGCGGUCCUUGGACGCCUACCCGGUCCUCAACCAGGCACAGGCUCUGGAGAACCACACGGAGGUCCACUUCCAGAAGGAGUGCGGGCAGGACAACAAGUGCGACAGCAACCUGCAGAUGCAGGCGGCCUUCGUGUCGGAGCAGGGGCAGCGGCUGAGCAGGCUCCAGUACAGCAAAGACCUCCGGAAACUGUUCCUGAGCAUCAAUGUGACCAACACCCCAAGCAGGGACCGGGCUGGGGAAGACGCCCAUGAGGCGCUGCUCACCCUGGCAGUGCCCCAAGCCCUGCUGCUGUCCUCAGUGCGCCCUGCUGGAACCUGCCAGGCCAACGAGACUAUCCUUUGUGAGCUGGGGAACCCCUUCAAACGGAACCAGAGGAUGGAGCUGCUCAUCGCCUUCGAGGUCACUGGGGUGACCCUGCACACAAGGGAAUUCCAGGCGCAGCUGCAGCUCUCCACGUCAAGUCACCAGGACAACCUGUUGCCCAUGACCCUGACUCUGCUGGUGGACUACACUCUCCAGGCCUCGCUUAGCAUGGUGAGUCAACGGCUACAAAGCUACUUUGGGGGAAUGGUGAUGGGCGAGUCUGGCAUGAAAACUGUGGAGGACGUGGGAAGCCCUCUCAAGUAUGAGUUCCAGGUGGGCCCAGUGGGAGAAGGGCUGGCAGUCCUGGGGACCCUGGUCCUAGGGCUGGAGUGGCCCUAUGAAGUCGCCAAUGGCAAGUGGCUGCUGUACCCCACGGAGAUCACCAUCCGAGGCAACGGGUCCUGGACCUGCCAGCCACCAGGAGACCUUGUCAACCCUCUCAACCUCACUCUCUCAGUCCCUGAGGACAGACCGCCAUCACCACAGCGCAGGCGGCGACAGCUGGACCCGGGGGGAGUCCAGGGCCCCCCACCUGUUCCUCUGGCUGCUGCCAAAAAAGCCAAGUCUGAGACCGUAUUGAGCUGUGGCAGUGUCCACACCCACUGUGUGUGGCUGGAGUGCCCCAUUCCUGAUGUCCCUGUCCUCACCAACGUGACAGUGCGGGCUCGAGUGUGGAACAGCACCUUCAUUGAGGAUUACAGAGACUUUGACCGAGUCAGGGUAACCAGCUGGGCUACCCUGUUCCUCCGAACCAGCGUCCCCACCAUUAGCAUGGAGAACAAGACUGUGCGGUUCUCCGUGGACAUUGACUCCGAGCUGCAGGAGGAGAUACCAACCGAGAUCGAGCUGUGGCUGGUGCUUGUGGCCGUGGGGGCCGGGCUGCUGCUGCUGGGGCUCAUCAUCCUCCUGCUGUGGAAGUGCGGCUUCUUCAAGCGAGCCCGCACUCGCGCCCUGUAUGAAGCUAAGAGGCAGAAGGCCGAGAUGAAGAGCCAGCCGUCAGAGACAGAGAGGCUGACCGAAGACUACUGAGGGGGCAGCCCCCGCCCCCACCCCGCCCGGUGUGACUUCUUUAAGCGGACCCGCUAUUACCAGAUCAUGCCCAAGUACCACGCCGUGCGGAUCCGGGAGGAGGAACGCUACCCACCUCCAGGGGGCACCCUGCCCACCAAGAAGCACUGGGUGACCAGCUGGCAGACAUGGGAUCAAUACUACUGACGCCCUCCCUGAUCCCGCCCCUGCGCCCCUGGUGUCCCCUUCUUCCUUUGUCAUAAGUUAAGUUAUGCCCCGACGGUCCGCAGGGGCCAGAGCCUUUGGCUGGCACCAGUGGGUUCGGGCACACACACCUCCUUGAGCGCAUGCACAUGCCAUCUGACCACAGGCUUCUCCACGCAGGAGGGCUGGGGCCGUGGACUUUGCUACGCCGAGCACACUGCAGCCCUGUGCCCUGGACACACGUGGGUCCCACUGCUGGUGGACUGUGCUUGUGCACCACAGAGGGUGCGUGGACAUGCGUGUGCCGGCCUUUGCCGCUGCCAAAACCAAGCCCAAGGGCCUCUGCCAGAGCCGGGAAGGAAAGGCCCCAAAGUGGUGACCCCUCCCCUACUUACACUGGACCCAUCUUGAGCCAUAGUCACUGGGUGGACUCCGCUCUCGAGACGAAAACUACUGACAGGGAACGGCCCACAGCCUCCAAGCUGUAGUUCCUGACACCGAGAGAGAGAACGCGGGUGGGGCUGGAUCUGCCCGAGGCUGUCCAAGGGGGCGUUUGCAGGACUUGGCAUGCUCAGGCGCGAGAGCAGAAUGAACUAGAAAGAAGGUCACGGGAUGGCUUUCCUUCGUGGACCGCUGCGAAGCCUCUGUCCUCAGCCGCGGCAUGCUCUAGUGGGGAACGCAGCCUGAAGGAACAAGGAUGGACAAGCUGCUAGGCAGCCUGGACACGCGGCGCUGGGACCGCCCUGGGAGCACAGAGGAAUCCUCCACCGAGGAGCGGACUGGCUGGUCUCCCGGGCCAAGGAGAUGCUGGAAGGAUACAGAGGAAAUGCCACUCCUCACCCACCGCUACCGUCCUGGCGUCUGCAGGGCCUGGAGAGACCCCAUGAGAUCGCAGAGGGAGCGACACUUGAAUGUAGGACAGGGAGGGAGCCCUGUCCCUGACCCAUCGGCCACACCUCACUCCGUCCCCGCCCGCCAUGGGCUGGGGGCCUCGAAGUGGAGUUCUUGGCUGGCCUUGGCUUUCAUCGUCAACCAGCUCUGCCUUCCUCCCUAUGGGCUGAGUCCUGAGGCCCAUUCGGGAAGUCGAGGCUGGUUCCGGAAACCCCCUCCUGCCCCCUGCCUGUCAGCAGGCCCCCCGCCCCUUCCACGGUACUGUAGCAGGGGAGCUCCCUCCCCCUCCUUGUGCCUUCUUUGUACAUAGGCUUCUCAUACCAAUAAACAGCUCCCCGUUUGUACACACUGCAGCUGCCUCCACCCCUCACCCCCUCCUCCUCCAUUCUGACGGACCAUGACGUCUGGCUGCCCCCCAGGUGGACAAAAUGCAAUGCAGGGGUCUUAAGGCCGAUGGAGGAGAUACCUCUCCUGCUCUCAGGGACGCUCUAGUCUAAGGGCUGGUCAUACACGGGGAACUGAAAUGCAGAACGUAAGAGGAGCAGGAAGGCUUGAGUAGAGCGGAUGGAAUAAAAAAUGGCUUUUUGGUGGCCAGUGAGCUGGUUCUGGGACAGGGAGCAGGAGGGAGGGUGAUAUGCAGGGUCUGGAAGUGACAGGAAGCUAUGUGCUGUAGAAACAGGUAGUCCUAGGUAACAGUGGCAGGAGCCUGGGUGCAAGGGUGGGAGCUGAGAGCCCCUCCUACCCCUGUGGCUUAACGCAGGUGAGGACCAGCUUUUCUGCCUCGAUUUCCCCCCACCACCUGCAGGUGUCAUGAUGAGUAGAUAAUCAGGAGGUGAACCAGUGACCCAAGGCCUCCUUCCGGGCAGGGUUCUGGGAGCCCUCAUCGCAUGGACACCCCCCCCCCCCCGCCCCGGAGUGCCUCAGUCCUGAGCUGACAUCGCCCCCUCCCCAGCAUCGGAUCAAGCCCUCCGCUUCCUCCUCUGCCCUAGGUUGUUCCCUCCACACAGGCCUCGGGAAUGGAGGAAGGCUCUUUUCCCCUUGACUUCCUCCUAAAUGAUGGCACAGGUCCUUCUAGUCACUUUCCCCAAGGCUGUGGCCUUUGGUGAGACUUCACCGAUUUUAUUACCCGGAGAAGUCUAGACAGAGGUUCUCUGAGAGCCCACAGACCAGGACGUUCUCCGGGGAGCUGCUCCUGCCGUCUGCCUGGGUACCUCCCAGCCCGCCUCAAUGCAGCAGCUGCCUGCCCCCUGCCCCUCCAUAAGAGCCCACCUCACAGAGUCGUGGGCCCAGCGCCCCACUCCCCUUUCUGUGCUAGGAUCUGCCAGUUCCCAGGUCGAUUGGCAGCGGGCUGUCCAGUUCCUCUAGGAAAAGAAACCUCAACCCUUACCCAGAGCUCUCAAAACCAGUCAUCGGACGCCUCAGUUUAUUUUCCAGAAUCUGUUAUUCUCUAGGUCAGCAAUAAUAUGUAGGUUAUUAAAGUCCAGCUCCAGUUGAACCAGCUCAGUCCAGACCGUUGCAGCCACCUCCUGCCUAAGAAAAAGGUGGGAUCGCCUGGCUGGUGUGGCUCAGUGGUUGGUAUUGACCUAUGAGCCAGGAGAUCAUGGUUCGAUUCCUGGUCAGGGCACAUGCCAGGGUUGCAGGCUCAAUCCCCAGUGCGGGGCGUGCAGGAGGCAGCUGAUUAAUGAUUCUAUCUCAUCAUUGACGUUUCUAUCUCUCCCUCUCCCUUCCUCUCGGAAAUCAAUAAAAAAUAUAUUUUAAAAAAGAAAAGAAAAAGGUGGCAUCUAUAUGCAUCCUUCCAGCCAGCUUCAGAGACCCAGCCCCCAGGCUCCUGCGAGCAACUGCUUAGAUGAGACACACACACACAAGAAUAAGUCAUUUUCAGGACUGGUGCAGCUACACUUUUAUGAAAGAAACAUAAUGGCAGAGACAAUGCCCACUUUCAUAAAAGGACCCUCUAUACCGCCAAGCUUCCUGAGCUCCUUGGGGCCACAGUACCUCCCAACCAUUACAGAAGAGGGCCUUGGCUCUCGUAUCCAGGCAGAAGAGACAGCAUUUGCAACAGCUUGGAGACUGGAGGCUGACUCAAGGCAGAAGAGAAGUAUGGUUUGGAGUUGAGCAGUGGAAUAUGGAGAAAUGAGGCUAGACAGUUAAGCCAAAGCAGAUCAUGUGAGAACUUGAAAGGCUCCAGUAAAAAGUGGAGAGUCAAAAAAAAAAAAAGAAA
Messenger RNA from Myotis myotis, 6917 nucleotides. It is a transcript of the gene ITGA3, whose product is annotated as integrin subunit alpha 3. Lineage: Eukaryota; Metazoa; Chordata; Mammalia; Chiroptera; Vespertilionidae. Gene Ontology annotation, biological process: integrin-mediated signaling pathway; cell-cell adhesion; cell adhesion mediated by integrin. Gene Ontology annotation, molecular function: integrin binding. The transcript has 26 exons. Gene Ontology annotation, cellular component: external side of plasma membrane; integrin complex. Bases 467 to 3622 code for a protein of 1051 amino acids. The record is from RefSeq and is a predicted model, not a curated record.